AUGGUGGCCGUGUAUGCGGUGGUCGGCGCGUUCAUGUUUCAAGCGAUCGAAUACCCCAAGGAAAUGGAAUUCCAGGGACACAUCAAGAACGACACUUGGAAUGUUGUACAUGAGCUGUACGAUUUCAUCAAUAACAGCACAGUAAUUGAAGAGGCUGAAGUAAAGUCCCGAGCCCAUCGACUUCUGAAGCACUAUGAAAAGUUACUGGUCGAGGCUGUCAAUUUCGAAGUGCAAUCCGGUCGAUCAGCUCAACGGUACACGACAGUACGACGGCAUCCGUCACUGAACAGACAACGUGGUCGAUACGCGGACACGAAAAGUGUGCGGAGUUUUGGUCGAAAUCAGGAGGGGUAUGUGCAGUAA
Messenger RNA from Cooperia oncophora, 363 nucleotides. The record is from the annotation of a GenBank genome assembly. Lineage: Eukaryota; Metazoa; Nematoda; Chromadorea; Rhabditida; Trichostrongylidae.